Molecule: messenger RNA, 2097 nt
Organism: Penicillium mononematosum
Lineage: Eukaryota; Fungi; Ascomycota; Eurotiomycetes; Eurotiales; Aspergillaceae
Product: peroxisomal copper amine oxidase
Exons: 2
Coding region: 1-2097 (698 amino acids)
Biological process (GO): amine metabolic process
Molecular function (GO): copper ion binding; quinone binding; primary methylamine oxidase activity
Source: RefSeq, a predicted model, not a curated record
AUGGCGUCUGCACCUGAUACCGAGUCAAUUCCUGGCUACACAAUCUUCCGUGAGGGAGACUAUGAAAGUGUCGCCGCCGCUGCCAUGUUGCCGCAAGGCACACCCCACCCGUUAGAUCAACUUUCUAUUAAGGAAAUUCCCGAGGCAGCAAAGAUCAUCCGGGAUUAUGCCAACCCCAAGUCUAUCAAGUUCAACUGCCUCACGCUCCGCGAGCCCAGAAAAGCGGAAUACCGGGCGUUCCGUGCUGGUGCAGUCCCAGCUCCUGCCCGUCGCGCUUUCGCCAUUGUCAUUGUGCGCGAAACGAACAAGAUCGCAGAGGUGGUGGCCAAUCUUGCCACCGGCAAGGUUGAGGAAUGGAAGGACGUUCACGACGUUAUGCCUACCCUCACCCUAGAGGAUCUUGACGUGAUGGAGCGUGUUGCCCGCAAGGACGCCCGUGUCAUCCGUGCCUGCAAGGACCUUGGAAUUACCGACAUGAACAAGGUCUUCUUUGACGCAUGGGCUAUCGGCAUCGACGAGCGCUGGGGAUACGACCACCGCCUCCAGCAGGGUCUGGCUUACUACCGUAACUCCGAUUUCGAUAACCAAUACGCCCACCCUCUAGAUUUCAGUGUUGUCGCCGACACUGACACAGAAGAGGUUCUCAGCGUCGACAUUCGUUACGUGAACGGCGAGCGGACCGCUACCCCUCUCAAGGAACACAACUACCUCCCCGAGUUCAUCGGCGACAAGUACAAACAUGAUCGCCUCAAGCCCAUUGAUAUCACCCAGCCCGAGGGUGUCUCUUUCAAGGUCCGCGGCAAUGAGCUCACCUGGGCCAACUUCAAGAUGCACGUUGGCUUCAACUACCGUGAAGGUAUUGUCCUUUCCGACGUGCGCACCCACGACAUGUACGAGGACCGUGAGCGGACUCUCUUCAACCGUAUCUCCGUCGUUGAGAUGGUUGUUCCCUACGGCUGCCCUGAAAAACCCCACCACAAGAAGCAUGCCUUCGAUGUCGGCGAGUACGGCACUGGUCUGAUGACCAACUCCUUGAAGCUGGGUUGUGAUUGCAAGGGUGCCAUCCACUACAUGGAUGGUGUUAUGUCAACCUCCAAGGGUGAGGCCGCUGUAAUCAAGAACGCUAUCUGCAUUCACGAGGAAGACAACGGCCUCCUCUACAAGCACACCGACUUCCGUGACGGCACAGUUAUCUCCGCGCGUGACCGCAAGCUUAUCAUCUCCCAAAUCAUCACCGCUGCCAACUACGAAUACGGCUUCUACCACACCUUCACUCUGGAUGGCACCUACAAGCUAGAGGUGAAGCUUACCGGUAUGCUGAACACCUACUGCAUGCACCCAACCGAAACCGCUGCUCCCUUCGGCACAGAAGUUGCCCCCUCCAUCACCGCCCACAACCACCAGCACCUGUUCUCCCUUCGCAUCGACCCGGAAAUCGACGGCCAAAACAACUCUGUCGUCCAGAGUGACGCCGUCUCUUUCGAAGCCCCCGUCGGCUCCCCAGAGAAUCCCUACGGCAACGGCUUCUACAGCAAGAAGACCCCCCUUCGUACAUCCCUCGAGGGUGCCGCAGACUACUGCUUCGAGACAAACCGCUCGUGGGACAUCAUCAACCCGAACCGCAUGAACACCGUCGCCAAAAAGCCCGUCGGCUACAAGAUCCUCAACAACAACUGUCCCCCCAUGCUCGCCAAGCCCGGAAGCACCGUCUGGAAGCGCGCUGCCUUCGCCCGCAAGCCCCUCUGGGUUACUCCUUACAAGGACUACGAGCUCUUCCCAGCUGGCGACUACGUCUGUCAGUCUGACGGCUCUGAGGGACACCCUUACAACCCGACCAUCGCCGACUGGGCGAAGCGCAAUGAGAACAUCGAGAACACCGAUAUUGUCUGCUACAUGCAGUUCGGUCUGACGCAUUUCCCGCGUACUGAGGACUUCCCUAUCAUGCCUGCUGAACCGGUUAGCAUUAUGCUGCGUGCAUCGAACUUCUUUGAGAAGAACCCUGGUCUCUGGGUGCCGCCUUCGGCUAUUUGUGUCGAUACCCAGUCAAAAAAUGCGUUCCCUUCUUCUUGCUGUGCCACAAGUAAGCCCCGGAUGUGA